Messenger RNA from Thelazia callipaeda (thelaziosis nematode), 261 nucleotides. NCBI's taxonomy places the organism in Eukaryota, Metazoa, Nematoda, Chromadorea, Rhabditida, Thelaziidae. The record is from the annotation of a GenBank genome assembly.
GCAGCUCAAAUGUUCGAGAGCAAUUAUCUGCAAAGUGGAACAAAAGAAAAUCAUUGGACUUUAACUUCUUCCAUACUUUUUGCUACCACCACUGUUAUACCCGUUGGUUAUGGCUUCAUCACGCCAAUUACUGAAACUGGUCGAUUGAUUCUCAUCAUAUAUGGUCUUAUUGGUGCUCCUUUGCUUAUAGUUACUAUAACUGAUAUUGGCAAAUUCUUUUCGUCUUAUUUGAUGCAUUUCAUACCUGAAGUACAUCCUUAA